UGUUUACAAAAAAAAAAAAAAUGUCCCUUUAACCUCGUCCAAAGUUCCCUUUAUUUCGAGCGCAAGGAGACCGAAAUUCCACGAUCGAAGAGAACCCAAAGGAACCUGAAAACACGCCGGUUUAGGAGUUCUUUAAACAUCUGACAGUCAGCCACCUGUAGACAAGAUGCCACAGCUCCAUCAACCCAGACAACUUCUGUGGUCAUGCAUCAGCGCCAUUAGUGAAAUGGUCAUUGCUCAAACACUGUCAUGUCCAGAGCCUAUCCAGAAUGUCAGUACACGUAAACUGCUCCUCAAAUACGUGCCACCUCUUCUGCUGCAGGACAUAAUGAACUGUGUCAUGCGCAUGAUUGCCAUACACCACGCGCCAAGAGCCUCUGCGAAAGUUGUAACGUGCCUUUUAGAAAUACUCAUUCACCCCAGGUUACUGGAGCUACGUCUGUCAGAUCUUAGUUAUGUGGGGAGCGUCGAGCUAGAAGCACUGGACACGGUAGAGAACACAUUGAUAAAGUUGCUGCCCUCCCUGUCACACCUCACACACCUUAACCUGUCCACGAACCGAAACAAGAUCACCUUCCCCUCCUGUUCCACGGAGAUCCUGCAGGUGGUGGGAUGCUCCUGCCCCAACCUGCAGCUCCUGGACCUCAACCACAACAACCGCGUCACAGGGGAAGGCCUGCUGUACCUCUACCCCUCCGACACACGGGAAGGUUGCGCCAAGCUGGAGAAGCUCUUCAUCCAGGACUGCAGCAUCGAGCCGGAAGACGUGGCGAUGUUGAUCCACUUCUUUCCAAACCUGCAGAUCGUGGGCUACAAGGAGCUCGGGACGUCGCUGCAGAUGCUCAAGUCACAGCCUAGGAAAUUCAGUUGGAAGAGGAGACGCUACCAGUACUGCCUCAAGCUGACGCACGUUGACAACUCGCUAUCGAGGGUGCAGAGAUGUGAUGGGGACGUGGUUGACUUUGUGUGCGAGUCGUGCCCAGAUCUCGAAAACCUGAAAGUGAGAGUGUGUGAUGAAGAUGUGGGAGGAAUGGGCAGAUUAGAAAAACUGAAACAUCUUGAGCUCAGAUUUUACACUGGAGUGCAUCAUCCUAUUAGCCUCUCCACGUUAAAUUACCUAAUGGACCAUGGACAUAGACUAUCCUCUUUAGCUAUCUUUUGCAACAGGCUCCAUGCCCGGCACAUCCAGACAAUCGCAGAAAGUUGCAUCAACCUCAAGAAGCUGUUUCUCCAUGCCAAUUCAGCUGUCAUGGACACCUUGCUACAAUCAAAUAAAAAUGCAAUGAGCAAGUUAGAGGUGCUGAGCUUACGGCUUGGCCACGACGAGCUAAUCAUGAGUCCCGGUGCCUGUGACAUUGCCUGCUUCCUCGUACAGCCGGCAAAGGCCCUCCAGGAGCUAUACCUUCUGGUCCGGUCCCACGGCAUCAACCACGCGUUCAUAGUGAGGCUGCUGGAAAUCAAUCCCCUUUCGAAAUUGAAGCCAUAUAGGGAUGGGAUAUAA
This is a messenger RNA of Penaeus chinensis, 1501 nucleotides long. RefSeq lists its product as uncharacterized. Lineage: Eukaryota; Metazoa; Arthropoda; Malacostraca; Decapoda; Penaeidae. The transcript is spliced from 6 exons. The record is from RefSeq and is a predicted model, not a curated record. The coding region runs from base 167 to 1501 and encodes 444 amino acids.